CACCACUCCUCUUCAGCACGAGCAGUCUCAGUAUUGAAUCGGUUAGCAAUAGCAGAAAAGACGCUUUAGCAAUGACCGCGGGGUCGUCCGGAAGAGGUAGAGGAGGUACUGCUGCUGCUACUGGGGGACAAUUUGAUGUAGUAGUGAAGAAUUACAGGAGGGAGGACGAGUCCAGAACCGCCCAACAAAGGAAGCCGUCCCACGAGAUCAGGCCGCCUCUAGGAGAGCCUCUCGUUCCAGGGUUCUUUGAGCAAGCAGUUGUACCAGGUGUGAGAACAUCCCCGUCCAACUGGCCAGAAUAUACUACAACAUCAGGGGCGGCGCAACCACAACAACCUGGAGUCGUCCAAACAGGAGACGCAGUGGAAAUGGUGCUGGGGCAGCAAACACUUCUGAGUUUUUCA
Molecule: messenger RNA, 404 nt
Organism: Amoebophrya sp. A25
Lineage: Eukaryota; Dinophyceae; Syndiniales; Amoebophryaceae
Source: the annotation of a GenBank genome assembly